AAAAAUAAUAUUAUUAAAUAAUAAUAUGUUAAUCAUAUUACGAAAAUAAAUUAAAUUACUAAUUUAGUUUUAUUUUUAUAUAUUCAUAUUUCAUAUUGAAAAUAUGAAUAUUGAAAUAUUGAUUUGAAUGAUUGAUCAAUUUGUUUUGUCGGCCAAUUUUUAUUUACACAUGUGACUCGUAUGAUCAUGAUUUUUGAAACGGAAAUCAAAGUCUCUUGGCUUUUUCUCAUGAACAGAUUUAGAAAUAUAUUGAUUCUUAAAAUUUUAAUAAACCACUGCUUCGUCUGGUGUCUAUAAUAUAAAUACUAAUUUUCUACCAGAUUGAAAAUUUUUGAUGUUAAAAUCUGGAAUUUAUAGAUCCAAUGUCACAUUCAGUAAAAAUUUAUGAUACAUGUAUAGGGUGUACUCAAUGUGUACGAGCCUGCCCCACAGACGUAUUGGAAAUGAUACCUUGGGACGGAUGUAAAGCUAAGCAAAUUGCUUCCGCACCAAGAACCGAGGACUGUGUGGGUUGUAAGAGAUGUGAAUCCGCCUGCCCCACGGAUUUUUUGAGUGUCCGUGUUUAUUUAUCAUAUGAAACAACUCGCAGCAUGGGUCUAGGUUAUUGAUACGUUACAAAAAAAUCCACUUGAAUCAAUUGAUUCCUCUUUACCGACAAAAGCCCGUACUCGAGAAAAUAUAUUAUUCUAUUCCGAGCACGGGUUUUUCUGGUCAAACGUAUCUUGUCUUUAUCACGAGUUAUUUUCCUUGGUUAACAAUACUUGUUGUUUUGCCGAUAUCCGUCGGUUCUUCCAUUUUCUUUCUUCCUCAUAAAGGAAAUAAGAUGUUUAGGUGGUAUGCUAUAUGUAUAUGCUCGUUGGAACUCCUUCUAACAACCUAUGUUUUCUGUUAUCAUUUCCAAUUGGACGAUCCAUUAACCCAAUUGGAGGAAGAUUUAAAAUGGAUAGAUGUUUUUGAUUUUCACUGGAGACUGGGAAUCGAUGGGCUUUCCAUAGGACCUAUUUUACUGACAGGAUUUAUCACCACUUUAGCUACCUUAGCGGCUUGGCCAGUUACUCGAAAUUCGCGAUUGUUCUAUUUUCUCAUGUUAGCAAUGUACAGCGGUCAAAUAGGAUUAUUUUCUUCUAGAGACCUUUUACUUUUUUUCAUGCUGUGGGAGUUAGAAUUAAUUCCUGUUUAUUUACUUUUAUCCAUGUGGGGGGGAAAGAAACGUCUCUACUCGGCCACAAAGUUUAUUUUGUACACUGCGGGGGGCUCCAUUUUUCUCUUAAUAGGAGUUCUAGGUAUGGGUUUAUAUGGCCCUAAUGAACCCACAUUAGAUUUUUCAAAAUUAACUAAUCAAUCAUAUCCUGUGGCAUUGGAAAUAAUAUUAUAUUUUGGAUUCCUUAUUGCUUAUGCUGUCAAAUCGCCGAUUAUACCCCUACAUACGUGGUUACCAGAUACCCAUGGAGAAGCACAUUACAGUACAUGUAUGCUUCUAGCUGGAAUCUUAUUAAAAAUGGGCGCAUAUGGACUUAUUCGGAUCAAUAUGGAAUUAUUACCCCACGCUCAUUCUAUAUUUUCUCCCUGGUUGGUAAUAGUGGGAACGAUUCAAAUAAUCUAUGCAGCUUCAACCUCUCUCGGUCAACGGAAUUUAAAAAAAAGAAUAGCCUAUUCCUCUGUAUCUCACAUGGGUUUCACAAUUAUAGGAAUUGGUUCUAUAACCGGAAUGGGACUCAACGGUGCCAUUUUACAAAUACUCUCUCAUGGAUUUAUUGGUGCUGCGCUUUUUUUCUUGGCAGGAACGAGUUGUGAUAGAAUACGUCUUGUUUAUCUCGACGAAAUGGGGGGGGUAUCGAUCCCAAUGCCAAAACUAUUUACCAUGUUCAGUAGUUUUUCGAUGGCUUCUCUUGCAUUGCCAGGAAUGAGUGGUUUUGUUGCGGAAUUAUUAGUAUUUUUUGGAAUAAUUACUAGUCCAAAAUACCUUUUAAUGCCAAAAAUGCUAAUUACUUUUGUAAUGGCAAUUGGAAUGAUAUUAACUCCUAUUUAUUUAUUAUCUAUGUUACGUCAGAUGUUCUAUGGAUACAAGCUAUUCAAUGUUCCAAACUCUAAUUUUGCGGAUUCUGGACCACGAGAACUAUUUGUUUCAAUCUGUAUCUUUCUACCCGUAAUAGGUAUUGGUAUUUAUCCGGAUUUCGUUCUCUCGCUAUCAGUUGACAGGGUGCAAGCUAUCCUAUCUAAUUACUUUCAUCGAUAGUCUUUCAUUAAUAAUACGGAAAUAUAAUUUUUGUCUUUGAUUUUAAGAUUUUUAAAAUCGUUCGCUGUACAAUGCAAAAGAAUAAAGUGAAUUAGAAUUGUAAUGAGAUGCAUUUUGAGUUUUUGAGAACCGUUUUGAAUAAGGAAUGAUUCAAACGGUUCUCAAAAACUCGCACAAACAAGAAGCUUUUUAUAUAUAUAUGGGAUGAUGUUCUUAUGUAUUCUUUAUGUAGUUUAUUCAAUUAUUUAUCUGUGUAGUUUAUUCAAGUAGAUGUUAAUGUGAAUGAACCAUAACUAUGUAGACCUAUUCCUAAUAGAUUGAUUCCAAAAUAACAUACCCAAAUUAUAAGAAAUCCUAUAGAAGCCACAAGUGCCGAAUUCAUACUUUGCAAACUUUGAUUUGUUCUACUUCUAAUAUGUAUUCUAGUUCUAGUAUGUAAAUAAAUCGCGAAUAUGGUCCAAGUAAUAAAAGCCCAAGUUUCUUGGGGUCCCAAUUCCAAUAAGAUCCCCAUGCCUCAUUAGCCCAUACUGCUCCACAAAGAAUGCCUAUGGUUAAAAAGGUAAAUCCUAAACUAAUGACACGAUAACUCCAAUAAUCCAAACGUUGAGUCAAUUGAUAUUUAUAAUAAUUUCGAAAUGAAAGAAAAGAAGUGUUUUUAAAAACACUUCUUUUUUCAUUCAAAUAUUGAAUCUCACCAAAGAAAAAUGGUUUAAUUAAGAAAUUAUUACCUUUACAAAAAAUAUCGAUGUUUUUUCGAAAUGUAAUGACUAGAAGAGCGACUGAUAAUAGUGAUCCGCAUAAAAGAGCUGCAUAGCUUAAUAACAUCAUACUUACGUGCAUCAUUAACCACUGAGAUUGUAGAGCAGGUACUAAUAUUGCGGAUUGAUGCAUUUCAGUUAAAAAACCCGACGUGGCAAAGCCCUUGUGUAAAAAUGGUACUUGGUGCGGUUAUUGUGCUUAAAUCAUUUUUAUGGUUCCCCAUCUUGGAAAUCAUAUGAAUAAUGGAGAAACUGCACGAAAGGAAGAUUAAUGACUCGUAUAAAUUACUUAACGGAAAAUGUCCUGAAGAAAUCCAACGAGAAACUAAUAAUCCUGUUAUAGAGAAAAAAGUGGCUAUCAUCCCUUUUUCCAAUGAAUCACGCAAUCCUACGAUUUCGCGGACUAAUAAGAUCAUUAAAUGAAUCGUAAUCACAAUUGAAAUUAUCGAAAAAGAGAUAUGAGUUAAUAUAUGUUCUAAAGUUGUAAAUAUCAUAAAAAGGGGUCCCAUUAGAGAAUUUAAAUCGAGAAUUGAAUACAUUAUAGGAUCCAUUGUGUCUCUUUUAGAGGAUUUAUUUUCUAGGAUUUCAAGGAUGCCGCCACUCGGACUCGAACCGAGAUGCUCUAGCACUGCUUCCUAAGAGCAGCGUGUCUACCAAUUUCACCAUGGCGGCUUACUUGAAAUAAUAAUAGUCAAUUCAUGUUGAAUCGUCGAGAAUCAAGGAUUCAAUAUAGUUUAGUAAACAUUAGAAUCGAUAAAUCAAAAUUCAUUUAAAUUCCUAUUUGAAUCUCUAUUCAAAAAAAGAAUCUUUAGUUGGGAUCAUUGUAAGUUUAGUUUUAAUAAUAAAGUAAGUUUAGUUUUAGUAAGUUUAGUUUUAAUAAUAAACUUUCGCGUACUAGAAACUAAGUUCUUCCAAAACAGUUAGAACUCAAUAGUUUUGUUGUCUGUCGAGGUAUAGAACUAAGAAUUGUUCAUUUUCUAUUUUUUGAUUCGUUUUUUUAUUUAUCCGAUUUGAUUUCAUAGAUUCAAACAAAAUGAAAAAAAAAAUAUUUUUUUUUUCAAUGAAGAAGAUUAAAUAACCAGGAUUUCAUAUGUAUAACAAUUUCAUCACUAAAUCAAAAGAAUUUGAAAUUUUCUAACGAUUUCGACACCUUAGUAUCAUUCCUUAGUAUCAUUAGAGUAUUAAUACUCUUCAUAUUAUAUAUAAUGGUCUCUUCAUUAUAUAUAUAAUGCAUAAUGGUAAGAUUUACCAAACUAAUUAGGUUUUUGUUAGGCAUAUAAGAAACAAAAGAAUUUUCAUUUCUAUCGUAAUCAUACUCUACUUUUCACAAUAGAAAAAUAUUUUUCUAUUGUGAAAAAAGUAGAUAGAAAAAAUAUUCAGAAUUCGAUAUACAUACCUUUAUUCUACAUACCACAUCUACAUACUACAACAGCUAGUUCUAACUCAUAUUGAUAUUGAGGAGUUCAAUACAUUAAUUAAUGUGAAUCGUUCAUCUUAAAAAAUUCGAAGUUCUUCGGGUAUGUCAAUUCCGAUUAUUCCAAGACUUUAUUAUUUGUUUGUUGCACAAAAAAACUUUUUGAACGUCCGGUGGAAACCGAUUUCGCUAAGGAAAAAGCCUUUACUGCAGCUAAAAAUCCUUUUUUUUUCCAAAUAUUUUUACGAAUACGUUUUUUUGACAUAGAAGUACGCUUUUUGGGAACUGCCAUUCAAAAAGGGUUACCAGUUUUUAUCGUUGUAUGUGAAAGACAUGUAUUGUUUUGUUCAAAAUAGAUUGUUCCUUUUAGUCAUUAUCUAUACUUAUUCCCUGGUAGAAUAGUUUUAAAAAAAGCAUUUUCGAAUAUGUUUAAAACCUAUUAAAAAAUAUAUUUAAAACCUAUUAAAAAAAUAUAUUUAAAA
Messenger RNA from Musa acuminata AAA Group (dessert banana), 4890 nucleotides. RefSeq names its product NAD(P)H-quinone oxidoreductase chain 4, chloroplastic. Gene Ontology annotation, molecular function: ubiquinone binding; NADH dehydrogenase (ubiquinone) activity. The coding region runs from base 824 to 2236 and encodes 470 amino acids. Lineage: Eukaryota; Viridiplantae; Streptophyta; Magnoliopsida; Zingiberales; Musaceae. Gene Ontology annotation, biological process: electron transport coupled proton transport; aerobic respiration; ATP synthesis coupled electron transport. The transcript has a single exon. The record is from RefSeq and is a predicted model, not a curated record. Gene Ontology annotation, cellular component: respiratory chain complex I.